UUCGAAUCCUCGAAGCCCUCGGAAGAGGAAUCUGGCAGAGAACGCCCGCCGGCCGCCGUUGUCAGCGCUCCAGGUCGCGCCAUGCUUGUUCUCCGAAGCGGCCUGACUAGGGCCCUGGCCGCGCCGACCCGGCUGCCUCAGGUGUACUCAUCUUUUGCUACAGGACCUAGACAGUGUGAUGGAACAUUCUAUGAAUUUCGUACCUAUUGUCUUAAGCCUUCAAAGAUGAACGAGUUUCUGGAAAAUUUUAAGAAAAAUGCACAUCUUCGGACAGCUCACUCUGAAUUGGUUGGAUACUGGAGUGUGGACUUUGGAGGCAGAAUGAAUAAAGUAUUUCAUAUUUGGAAAUAUGAUAAUUUUGCUCAUCGAACUGAAGUUCGGAAAGCCUUGGCCAAAGAUAAGGAAUGGCAAGAACAGUUUCUCAUUCCAAAUUUGGCUCUCAUGGAUAAACAAGAGAGUGAGAUUACUUACCUGGUACCAUGGUGCAAAUUAGAAAAGCCUCCAAAAGAAGGAGUCUAUGAACUGGUGACUUUUCAGAUGAAACCAGGUGGGCCAGCUCUGUGGGGCGACACAUUUAAAAAGGCGAUUAAUGCCCAUGUCAAUCUUGGCUACUCAAAACUGAUUGGCGUUUUCCACACAGAGUAUGGAGCACUCAACAGAGUUCAUGUUCUUUGGUGGAAUGAGAGCGCAGAUAGCCGUGCAGCUGGGAGACAUCAGGCUCAUGAGGAUCCCAGAGUCGUGGCAGCUGUUCGGGAAUGUGUCAGUUUCCUAGUGUCUCAGCAGAAUAUGCUUCUGAUUCCUACGUCAUUUUCGCCGUUGAAAUAGUUUCCCACCAAAAUACAAAGCAUUUAACUGUCUUAAGAUGGGUCUGCUAAUGGUACUUAAAUUCUCCCACGGGCGUCUCACUUUUAUUUGAAAAAGGUGGUAAGUUAAAGUGCUGUGUCUGCAUUUUUAAAGCCACCUCUGUUCUUUGUCUUUACCACCUGAGAAAAUAGUUCUAUUCGUUGUCCCCGUGGCAUUUCAGCAGCUGUAAUAUUAGAAAUAGUUGCCACUAGUCAUGAUCUGGAUUUUUCAUUUCUUUCAUAGUAUCUCUUAUUCUCUAUUUUGAUGACCCUUUGCUUUAUAGCAUUUUCUUAUAUUUAAGUGAUGUUUUUACAUCUCUAUGCCUGACAGUAUUUUUAAAUUAUUUCCAUGCAAUGUCUCUUAUUUUCAACAUGCCUGUUUUUGUGAUUUUAAAAAAUAUCUUGCCCACUGAAGUUUAUUGUGUAAUAUCAAAUGGGAUUCAUAAGGAUAUUAUACCAAAUAUAUUUCUUUACCUUGGAGCAGUAUCACCUGUGUCAUCUGUAUCAGUUACAGUUUUCAUGCUGUUAGGCACUCUAAUUUGGAAAAUAAUGUAACUAGGUAUCAAUAUUUAAAAAAACUUCAGAAGACUUGUUUCAUAUGCUGAAAUGUGUUCGUGUAUACUUAAUGUUAUUAAUUUUUUUUAAUUUUGGAUCACUGACGAAGAUACUUGGGACAUCUAUUUGUUUGAAAAGAGAUUUUGUGGUUAUGGAAAUGCUUUCCCUAAUAAAAGCCUGCAUAUCCGUUC
Molecule: messenger RNA, 1588 nt
Organism: Miniopterus natalensis
Lineage: Eukaryota; Metazoa; Chordata; Mammalia; Chiroptera; Miniopteridae
Gene: NIPSNAP3A
Product: nipsnap homolog 3A
Cellular component (GO): mitochondrion
Source: RefSeq, a predicted model, not a curated record